GCAUAUUAUGUGUUUUAUUCAUAAACCGUCGAAUAUAGUUCAAAUAGACAUUCAAAAUAUUGAAAGAUUUGCAAUAAGAAUAAAUUUCUCUAGUUCAUUUCAGGAUGACAACAGAAACAAACAUGACAGUUCAUUUGAGCUUGUGAUUCCCUGUUUUGUUGCAGACGAACAUUCUCAUUUCACGAGCAUCAUAGAAAGUGCCAUAGGUGGAAGUGCCCUACUAAGCGUCAUUUAUGUAUCGACAUGUUUUAUUUUGAAAAAGAAAGAAAUCAAACGUCUCAUCGAUAGUUUGAAGAUUUUUGAAGAUUAUCUUCCUGAAGAUGAGAUAGACAAAGCAGAAAAAUCCGCUAAAUUCUAUACCAAAACAUUCCUAUUUUAUGGAAUCAUCGGAAAUGGUCUAUAUGAAUCUUCUCCAUUCAUGUCCUUUAAAGAAUGCAGAGGAGAGAGAACCCAACAAAUGAUUAAAUUGGGAAUACCCUGUAAAGUAAUUGUGAGGUAUGUGCUUCCAUUCAAAUACGACACAACGCCUUUUUACGAGCUGGUUAUUCUAGAACAAGUUGCAGUAGCUAUUUUAGGAACUAUUCUUGUGAUGACUAUCUCGAUGUUAGUUUGUGGAAUAUUGACUCAUAUUGCUUCAAAUCUUAGUUAUCUUAAAAAGAUAAUUGAAGACAUAUCCAGAGUUGAAGAGCCUCAGCUGAAAGAUCACGUCAACUUAUGUAUCAAAUAUCACACUAUUAUUUUGGAGAUUUCAGAUAAGACCAAUAACGCAUUCGAGGGUAUGAUGCUGAUUCACAUAACUUGGACUAGUUUCAUAAUAAGUGUAUUAGGAUUUGGAAUAAUCAUGGAAUCGAAUUUUUGGAAUAACCUGAGGUUUGUCAUGCAUUUAGGAGGUUGGCUGAUGAUGCUAUUUUUAGUGUGCUUCUACGGGCAGAUUUUGAUGGAUAAAAGUACCGACAUUUCUGAAGCGAUAUACGGAACAAAGUGGUAUGAAAAAAAUCCAAAUAUACGAAGAGCGCUCACAUUACUUUUAUUACGUUCACAAAGACCUCUAGUAUUGAAAGCGGCAGGAUUAAGAAUAAUGUCUUUGUCUACUUUCUUAGGUGUUCUCUACUCUGCAUAUUCAUAUUUCACACUUCUUCUGAAGAUCAAGCCAUAGAAUUCCAUCACUGAGAAAAGAUUAUCAACACAAACAGGACUCGAAUGGGAUUGAGUGACACAUAAAUAGUUGGCUUUUUUAGAUAUCACUUUGAAAUAAAA
Molecule: messenger RNA, 1257 nt
Organism: Leptinotarsa decemlineata (Colorado potato beetle)
Lineage: Eukaryota; Metazoa; Arthropoda; Insecta; Coleoptera; Chrysomelidae
Product: odorant receptor 82a
Biological process (GO): detection of chemical stimulus involved in sensory perception of smell; sensory perception of smell
Cellular component (GO): plasma membrane
Molecular function (GO): odorant binding; olfactory receptor activity
Source: RefSeq, a predicted model, not a curated record